Penicillium canariense is the source of this 3036-nucleotide messenger RNA. Its product is annotated as Mg2+ transporter protein CorA-like/Zinc transport protein ZntB. Bases 1 to 3036 code for a protein of 1011 amino acids. NCBI's taxonomy places the organism in Eukaryota, Fungi, Ascomycota, Eurotiomycetes, Eurotiales, Aspergillaceae. Gene Ontology annotation, biological process: metal ion transport; transmembrane transport. Gene Ontology annotation, molecular function: metal ion transmembrane transporter activity. The record is from RefSeq and is a predicted model, not a curated record. Gene Ontology annotation, cellular component: membrane. The transcript has 2 exons.
AUGACCGAUGAUCAGCCGGCUUCACGUGUCCGUGAUUGGUUACGCCAGUCAGGUUUCGCGCCCGAGGCCGAAGAGGCUGAGAACCAACCCCGCAAUCAAAAUGCGUUGGGCUCUACUGGCUCCGAGGUGGACACCAGGGAUUCGCUAGAGGACAUUUUACGCCUCGAUACUCACACCAACAGCGAGACUCGCGAGGCCGAAGAGGCCGAGAACCAACCCCGCAAUCAAAAUGAGUUGAGCUCUACUGGCUCCCUGGUGAACACCAGGGAUUCGCUAGAGGACAUUUUACGCCUCAAUACUCGCACGGAUAGUGAGACUCCCGAGGCCACAGAGGCUGAGAACCAACACCGCAGUCAGAAUGAGUUGAGCUCUACUAUCUCGGAGGUGGACACCAGGGAUUCGUUAGAGGAUAUUUUACGCCUAGAUCCUCGCAUGGACAGCGAGGCUCCCGAGGCGGUUGGUCUACCCGAGUCACAGUCUGCUUAUUCGACUGAAGAAGCGAGCGCUCGAGACAGCGAUGAGGUGACCGGACGCUCAUUGGAUGAAGUCCAUCAAUUGGAUACCCCUCUAGUACCCUCUACUGUCGAGGUGCUAUCGUCUCAGAGCUCGGAAGUUGUCCGACCGGCCAACAAUCGGAAGAAAAAGAAGAAUAAAUGGGCACCUACACCCUUUACAUAUAAAGACAUAAUUCGAAACGCGAGCAAGGCGCUGAAUCAUAUAGAGAAAGGAAAUUUGCAGGCAAGGCCCCGCCAUGAUAAGGCUUCAAUUCGUUAUUACGAUUAUCUCCGUGACGGGUCGGUCCACCCAGGGUCUGCUGAAGAUGUGCGGGAGCUCCCAUCUUUGGGCAAUAAGACCGAUGUACGCCAACGCUUGAUCGUGGUGGAGGAUCUUUCCCAACGAACGAUUAAUACUUUGGGGAUAAGAUUCAGAAUCAAUCCAGAGUUCUUCGAGGAGCAUCUGCUCAAUUCUGGAUAUUCGGGAGCCGAUUUCAACCAGCCAUCAUCCAAGACAUGGAGCACGGCCUCGUUGCAGAAGUCUUAUGUUUGUAUGAAAUGGUUUCGACCCGUUUGGCGGACACCGACAUACUUCUCUAAUCGCGAUCUCUCCGAUCUCCUCCGAAACAAAACGGAACAUUUCACCCACCGCGGAGCUUUUACUACCCGAGCCGAAACAAAUAUUUUCCGUUUAGAAUGGGACUUAUGGACUGAUCCAGCUAAGACGAUACGAGUGAGCAGGGAAUGCGGCUGGGAGGAAAAGGUAUCAAUAUGGAGUGGGAGCCUUCCCGGUCGAAAUUGUCAGAUUGUGAUUGUUCUUCUUGAUCCUCUGCCCCAGAUAAGUGAGCAGCAGCGAUUUUUCAAGAAAGACAAUCUGUAUGAGCCAAAUAGUCCCCAAGAGGCAUCACGUCUUCUUCCUGACAUGCCGAACGAUGAUGGCCUUGAAGAGGCCCUUGUGGAUCUUUUUGGGGGAAACGAAGAUGAUCUCCCGCGCCGUUUGAAUGAAAGGGGUAUGCUUUUUGAUUUCUGGACACGUUACGUGAUGCGACAGACAAUGGGGAAACACGUCGACAAUGAUCCAGUAUACAGGUGCAUCAUCGAGCAGAUGGCCCCGCGCAAGGCCGUGGAAGUUGACUUGGAUCGAAUAUUCCAAGAGGAAGGUUCGGCCAUAGAUUUUAGCACAUCAUUGACCCGGACCAAAUCCACCCGGGAUGAGUUCUGCGAUGCACUGGAGCCUGAUACCGGACAUAUCAGCUUGGCUUUCCCAUUGCUCCAAAUAAUCUGCCGGGACACAUUCGCCCUUCUCAAGCAGCUGCGCCACAUUCUUGAUGAAAUGGAUGUGGAAAUCAUGGACGAUGCACGGAUGGAAGACCGCCUAGUUUUAUGGCGCCAGAUCAUCAGUCGUGCACAGCGGGAGCUCCCGGAGUUCACUACCUCUAUAACACCAUUUGUCAGUUUCAUGGCAAGAAUUGAUCCUGAUGGUGCUUAUGGAGAGGGCUCGGAGCAUGGCCCAGAUGGUAAAUUGGACCUGAAAACACUCCUGGAAGAUAUCGAGAGAAUGACGGAGCGAUUGCGAGUCACGUCAGCAUCUUUAACAUCGAACAUGGCCCUGCUUGAUAGCCGAAGAUCCAUUGAUGAGGCACACGCUGUGACAAGGCUUACCGAACUGGCCUUCAUCUUCAUCCCUCUCUCCUUUGCAGCAUCUGUCUUUGGGAUGCAGAUUAAACCCUUUGCCAAUCCAGUCCCUAUUUGGUAUUUCUUCGUCGUGGCUGUUGUAGCAACAAGUUUCUCAUACACAAUGCGACUUGUCAUGCGCAGUCAAUGGCUCACACAGAUGAAGAUAGAUAUGAGGGCCGACAUCAGAAAGUACGCAGACAAAAACGGCAAAUCCGUUCAGCCCCGAUCGCUUCCCGUUGGUCUUAUUCUCCAAUGGGCGGCCAGCACAUUGGUUUUGAAUGCCGUGAAAACCGGAAAAUGGUCCAUCAGGACUGCUUGGAUUGCGUCACAUUGGAUUUACAGGCAAGUGGGAUUAGUGGUCGGUUUUUUCCUGUUGGUUGGACUCAUCAUCGCGAUACCGACUGGAAUCCUCGGGACCCGACAUCUCAGUCCUGGAAUUCAAACUGCGGUAAGCCUGGGGAUUGUGCUGGCAAUCAUUUUCACUUUAGGCGCUGUAUUCUCAAUCAGCAAUGACACACCAGAUGUAGAAAAUAUCUGGCCACGGAUCUUCACCCGAGAACAGGCAACUUCUGGGGACCAGUCAUCUACUCGGGGCCCAUCUGUGCCUUUGGCUUCCGGUCUCUCUCGAUGGCUCAGAAAGUGUCUCCUUUGGCUGAUUCCGCCAAUAACAGUGCUUGUCAUUCCAAUGGCUUUAUUAUGGACUCGGGCUCUAUCCAUUGACAUGAAAAUCGGCGCGACUAUUGGUAUUGGUGUGUUAGCCUUUUUUGCUCUGGCAUUUUUGGUUGUUGGACAACUGCAUCGGGUUACCCUUCCUUCGGAGAGCAGAGCUUCCAGCUCUUUCAGAUCUUCCAGUACCGGCAGUUAG